GCUCACCCUUCUGCUUGCUACCACAUCUCACGACAUUUCACGAACACGUACUCGAAAUGAGCACCGAGCGGCUCGAAAAGCUCGUGAACCAAUGCAAGAGCAAUGAUGUCGAUAGCAAGAUUGACGCUGUCAACAAGUUGCAGGCAGAGUUUGAGACGGGGCUCGAGAUUGUGGAUGCAGAGCCUCUUGUUGCAGCACUCAAGUCAUGCCUUCGAGUUGCAAACCAGCACUUGACGACUGCGACAUUGUCUGCCCUUCCUCCCUUCCUCCCCCUCAUCAUAUCUAGGCAUGGCCCAUCGGCGCCUGCCCGUUCUACCUCAAUGUCGACAUCCACCUCUUCUAGCUCUAAUUCAUCGAUUGAUCUCAACAACCUCCGGCUCGCCAUGUCUGCUUUCCUCCCUGCUCCAGGCAUUAUCGAGCGACUAGGCGAUAAUCGCGAAAAAGCACGAGAUAGAGCACGAGAAGCAUUAGUCCUGAUAGGAGGAUUUGCCUUUCGUUCUGGGACACCAAGCUCAAAGUUGAACCAAAGUCGGGGUCAAGAACCCCCCUUGGCAGUCUUCGAGCGCUACAUGAGGGAGAGUGGGUUGGGCAGCAAAGUAUGGAGAGUUCGAGAACAGUCCCUACUUACUUUGGUGCACAUUCGCCGGUCUCACCAUCUUUUCCCCCUCAAACCAUACAUGACAAUGUUGGUGGAAAUGCUGGAAGAUACUGAUGGAAACGUUCGUGCUAUUGCUUCGCCCUCUGUCAUCGAACUCUUCACAGGGCCCGGUGUUUCGGAUGCUGCACGGGCAGAUUUGAAGAAGGAAAUGACGAAGAAGAACGUCAGAAAAGGCAUCAUGGAUAACAUUCUCUCCAAGCUAGUCAGCGGCCGAGGCAACGGCGCCAGAACUCCAGACAGCUCGGAAAGUGGCGAUGCAGGGGCAAAGAAGGAAUACGUUCCACCGAGCCUCUUGCUGGCAGGUCGAAAGCCAACAUCUAGCUCCACUACCUCGACCACGCAACCGCCCUCAUCCAUGUCGCGCGUGACCAGCCACGGUCGCCCUCCCAGCCGAGCAGCUGCCGUAGUAUCUCCUCCACCACCGCCCGUGGGCACGCCAACUGAGGGGUCAAGCACAGUUGAGCCUGUCUAUAUAACAUCUAGCCGAGAUCUUGAGAACGAAUUUUCGUCAAUGAUCAAACCAUUUGAAGGCAAGGAGACCGAACACAAUUGGGCAGCCAGAGAGCGUGCAAUCAUGCGAGUUCGAGGGAUGCUCAAGGGCGAUUUGCACAACCGCUAUCAUGACAUUUUUAUUGCAUGUUUGAGAGAGCCUUUCAUACAGAACUCGUUCAAGACUUCGAAUAGUUUGCGUACCACUGUCGCUGCAAACACCUGCUCCCUCUACAGUGAGCUAGCUGUAGCUCUUGGGACUGCUCUAGAUCCUUUCUGUGAAUCGUUAUACAGCAACUUGUUGCGAAUGGCAGGCUUCACGAAGAAGAUCAUUGCUCAACAGUCACAAGCUACCGUAAUCACUAUACUCAAGAACACGUCAUCUCAGCCACGAACGCUUCUCCCUUUACUCUGGAACCACCUCCAAGAAAAGACAGUUCAGACACGAGCUUAUAUGGUAUCCCAUAUAAGCGACUACAUACAAACGCACGGAUUCCGUGCCAAAGCGUAUAUCGAGUCUUCUGGUGGCCUUGAGAUCCUCGAGAAGUCCAUCAAGAAAGCACUUAACGAUCCCAAUCCGGCUGUACGGGAGACUGCACGUGUGGUCUUUUGGUCUUUUGAAAACGUCUGGCGUGAGCCAGGCAUGAUUAUCAUGGAUACUCUGGACGCAACCGCUCGCAAGCAAUUGCAGAAAGCAUGCCCAGAUCCCAGCGCUGUACCAGACCUUCCAACUGAAACGCCUAAGGUAGCGAAGAAGAGUGUGGCCGCAGCCAUUGCUGCUACACGCGCGAAGCAGAGGGCCAAUGCCAACGCUCCUCCCACUCUCAGGCAUCAAGCUACCUCUACUUCUUACGCUGCUGCAAGGGCGGCUUCUCCACCUGCUAAACGCAUUGUCAGUUCCCCUCUCGAUCCAUCCAGUUCGACCAAUGGCCACAACGCUCUGGCAUCAUCACAUCCCACCUUGUCAUCACGUCCUUCACUCUCUCCGCCGAUUUCACCAAGGUCUCGAAUGAUGACCACUGGUGCAAUGCCGCGGUCGGUGAGUACUGGAGCCGUGACGACGUCUUACUCUCGGUCUCCAUCGGAGUCGCCAACAUCAGACUUACCUCAAGGUAUCAAACGCAGACCAUCUUCACCUCUAUCUCGCCCCCCUGCUCAGCGUGGACCAUCCGCAAACAUGGAUACAUUCCGUCCAUCCAAGUCUAACGCCGUCCCUGUGCUCGCUCGCGCUUCGAAUCUAUUCCCUGACUUUGAUGAUGAUGAGGAGCUACUGCUCGCUACUACGGUACCAGUACCAGACAGCGAUUCUGACGCCGAUGAUCACAAUCUCAUGUCGUUUUCCACUCCGUACAAGUUGUACCCUCCGAAACAACAGAACGCGGAACCGCGCUCGAAGCGUCCCUCAUUCUCGCCGCGCUCAGAUGAUUCCCGACAAACGGCGUCAAACGCCUUGUCGAACGGGUCCCAAGGGAAGUCGGACAUUGCCGUUGAAGAUGCUCUCCGAGCUCGAGCCGAACAGGCCGAAAGUACGGCUGAACGUCUUCUCGAGGAGCUGAGCGAUCCGGAGAAGGACUCUGGUAAUCAUCCCACUAUCCCGUCCUCACUACUCCUUGGAAGUACGCACCAGACGCCGAAAGCGGCGAAGAACGCAGGAUCGGUGUUUCGAAGUCUCGGCCCCCCUCCAGUGACGCCUGUGAAUCGCAAUGCAUCCAUCUUCCGCCAGGCUGCAGCGUUCCAGAAUAGUCCGGCGGCGCCAGCGAACAACGGGGCUGACUCGUUGUUGAAGCCGUUGCAGGACCAGUCACACAUGUCGAGUUGGUGGCUGAAGCGCACGUCUGCCAUUGAUACCGGAACACCGUUGAAGGCUGUCAACGUUCCAGACCGUGCCGCGGAGCUUGAAGAAUAUAUAUCCUUGCUGGAAGACGGCGACAAUAGUGUUCGGGUGCUGCAGAAACUGGCUCAGUUGUGCAGCAACAAUCCUCUGUCACCAGAUAUAACAUCCCCGUUGAGUCCUGGUCUGGGCUUGCCCAACACAACGUCCCCUUUCUUGUCUACACUUCCGAAGCGUGAUGUUGGUCCUAUUAUUCCGAAUUUAUGGACCAAGGAUAAGAAGUUCGGUCGACUCUUUGGUGCUUUGCUGAAGGUGCUCGAUCCGUCUAAAUCUGCAGAAACCUUGGAGUAUGCUCUCAUUGUCCUAUGGGAGAUACUUACGAACCAAGGGUCGUUCCUGGACGGUCAAGAAGCAGACAUGUUCACUGCGAUUUUCCAAGUUAGAUACUCGAACCAACUCAACGUCCUAGAGGCGACCAAGACCAUACGUGAUGGCCUUUGCGCCCGCGCUGAGCCAGUCUAUGGGUUGACCCUACUCCACGGAAGUCUGCGUACUUUCAUGGCAGAACCAUCCGCAGAUGUUAGCUCAAGGGAUGCCACCCAUGCGUUUGGUCUCAUCGCCUUGGCGAAGUUUAUCAUGCGCCUCCCGCUUGAGAUUCUAGAGGAUGAACUGCCUCGUCUGAAAACGACUCUCCUUUCUGCUUUGAACGAGUCCGCCCCGGUGGUACGAGAAGCUGCAUCAACGGCCAUCAUUGCCGCCCAGAUGGUAUUACGCGACGAAACACACCUAUUUGCUCUCCUUGACGGGCUGUCGGAGUAUCAGAAGAAUCUGCUAACGUACUACUUCGAGAAGCACGGUGCACGUGCGGUGGACGUGAACGCGAACGCUGCAGGCAUGACGAAGCUGGAAGGCCAGAUGGGUCGUCUGGACAAGCUCAUGAAUACGCCUCACAAGACGCGGCCGACGGAUGCUUAGCAGCUGAGUGUGUAGGAAGGCUUGAUUUUGGAACUCGAGGCUUGGUCUGGGAGUGAUUUGCUCACUUCAUCUUCUUCCUACAUGUUGCCAUCUUAAACGGCCACGCUUUCUGCUCCGUUUGCGUCCAUGGUGAUAUGUUUAUGGCAUAGUAUUCGUUUUAAUAGAUUUGCAAUUAUAUAUACC
Molecule: messenger RNA, 4136 nt
Organism: Coniophora puteana RWD-64-598 SS2
Lineage: Eukaryota; Fungi; Basidiomycota; Agaricomycetes; Boletales; Coniophoraceae
Exons: 11
Coding region: 57-3953 (1298 amino acids)
Biological process (GO): mitotic spindle assembly
Cellular component (GO): cytoplasmic microtubule; spindle microtubule; mitotic spindle midzone
Molecular function (GO): microtubule binding
Source: RefSeq, a predicted model, not a curated record